Messenger RNA from Lentinula edodes (shiitake mushroom), 1107 nucleotides. RefSeq lists its product as uncharacterized. Bases 1 to 1107 code for a protein of 368 amino acids. NCBI's taxonomy places the organism in Eukaryota, Fungi, Basidiomycota, Agaricomycetes, Agaricales, Omphalotaceae. The record is from RefSeq and is a predicted model, not a curated record. The transcript has 4 exons.
AUGAAGAUAAAGAAUCAGAAAGCAAAAGUGGAUAUCAGGGCUCAGUCUGAACACGAAGAAGUUGACAUGAAUGGGGAGGACAAAAAUCAGGACACAGUUUGGAAGGAUGUUGAUACGUUUAUGUAUGAUGAAAAUAUACCCAUCGAACAUGAGAACGAAUAUCAACCUGAUGAUAUUGACUUACAGCGGGAAGCUGAUGCUCUUAUGCCAGUUGUUCCUGCAGGGCGACCAAAACGCCAGCAUUUCCUUCCUGCAACAUUUCGUGACUUUGUCCCCUCUCAACCUUCCACUCUUCCAUCCGGGUUACCAUCCAAAACUCGAAAUGGCUUGACACCUCCGCUUCCAAUUUCCAUUCCUGCAACUCCAACUCGGAGAUCUCCCUCUGUUCAAGAUAUACAUGCUCCUUCGUCUACAGUAUCCACAGAGCCUGACCAGUUUGGCCUUUUUCGCGAGUACAUUCAGUAUCCAACAUAUGAACCAGAUGAAUUCAGCUCGUUUGAUGAUCUUUGUGAUGCAAGCAUGUUCAACAUAUCUCAGCCUCCUGCGCGCGAUCCAGAGAGCGGCUUUGGUCCACGGAAAUAUGCUUCGGAUGCGCUUUCAUCAUCUAGUCAUAGAUUUCAAUCUUUGUCUAAGUCAACGGAUUCAUAUGCUCCCUUCCCAAACACGUCUACCUACCACAUGAUGAAGUUUGCAUAUGAUGAACGUAACGACAAUUCUUUUGGCCUUGCUGGGAUUCAGAGGGUAAAUGAGGAAAUUAUCCAACAGCCUGGCUUCGAUCCUAAAGACCUCCGAGGGUUCAACGCUCAAAGAGAAGCAAGGAAACUUGACGAAUUCAUUGCAUCUCAGUCCGUCAAUUCAAAUCUUCCUUUUGACACUCAUGCGGGCUGGAAGAAGAGUUCGGUGAAGAUAUCCCUUCCCUGUACUGGAAAGAAGAAUAGCGAAGACAGGGCUCCUACAGUUGAAGUUGACAAUAUCAUUCACCGAGACCUGUUGGAGGUUAUGAAGGAAGCUUACUCAUCCGAGGCUACAAGCAGAUGUGGGAGCGGUAACGAGCUUGCCUCGUUUUUGUCAAGGGGUAGCGUUGGCAAAGGUUCCGCAAAGCUUUGA